Molecule: messenger RNA, 3990 nt
Organism: Cavenderia fasciculata
Lineage: Eukaryota; Evosea; Eumycetozoa; Acytosteliales; Cavenderiaceae
Exons: 5
Coding region: 1-3990 (1329 amino acids)
Biological process (GO): double-strand break repair via homologous recombination; DNA replication
Cellular component (GO): chromosome; nucleus; cytoplasm
Molecular function (GO): four-way junction helicase activity; ATP binding; nucleic acid binding
Source: RefSeq, a predicted model, not a curated record
AUGAAGAAAGGAAUAACCAACAAAACCAAUAAUAAUAAUAAUCAUAAUAGUAGUAAUAGUAAUAACAGUAAUAGUAGUAGUAGUAGUAAUAAUAACAAGAGUAACUAUCAACAAGAGUUGAAUACUUUUAUUGAAAAGACAAGUCAAGAGUAUUUCACAACACCUAUAAGAGCAACACUUUACAACAAGGAUAAAGAUUACUCUGGCUCUCCAUUCCCAUCCAACGAACAAAUAGCAUCGAGUAGCAAGACAUUGACGACAACUUUGAAGUCAUCGACAACUGUAUUCAAUCAAAAGUUUCCUCCUCCCCCUGCGCUACCAAUCAAACAAGCUACAACAAAGAAUACUACUGCCUAUUCAGCUUCAUCAACAUUUACAUCUUUAACAUCUUCGUCGUCGUCAUCGACUACCGCUGCAGCCAAGUCAUCCUCAUUCAACAACAAUAGCAACCACAGUAACAAUCAAUCUUUUAACAAAAACAACAAUACUUUCAAAGCACCGGUAUCUGCACAAAAAACACCAGUACCUGCUCAAACAGCAACUUCAUCAAACAAACACAACAACAACAAGAAUAAUACCAUGGCUUUUAGUUCUGAUGAAGAUGCACAUGUUUAUCAUGACGACGAUCCUUUUGGAUCCGAUUUACCCUUUUCCGAUACUUUUGAUGAUGACAACCAUAAUAGAAACAAUAACAAUAACAACAAUAACAAGACAUAUAGCUUUGACAAAGAUGAUUCAAACAAAAAAACAAACAACAACAAUUAUAGUAACAAUGGACAAACCAAUGGUUAUAAAUCCUCAUCUUCACCUCGAAUAUCCUCAAACUCUUCUUCAAGUAUCGAUCAAUUGUCAUUACUUAAAGUCAAGUUUUACGAUCUAAAAGAAAAGAAAUGGACACUAAAGAAAGAGAAGCCAGCAACAAGUCAAGCAAAGUUAAAGUGGCUUGAUGAAUUGGAUGAUAUUAAAAAGGAAAUGAAAUCUUUGAGGAAUCAAAUAGAAGAAUCUCAAAAUAAUAAUAAUAAUAUCUCAACAACCCAUGUAAAUAGUAAUUAUACAAAUAACCGAUCAUUUAAUAAUAGUACCAACUAUAACAACAAUAAUAGCGCCAACUAUAAUAAUAAUAAUAAUAACGGUAGCUACAACAACAACAAUAAUAAUAAUAAUAAUAGUUAUAACAAUUUCAAUGAUAACAAGUCAUCAUCUUAUCAAACCAACAAGAAUAAUAAUAGUAGUAGUCAGACAACUUAUAAUAGUAAUAAUAAUUUUAAAAAAGAAAAAGAAGAUAAUGACAAUGAUUAUUUUAAUGAUAAUACAAAUCAUAACGACAGAUUCCAUGAUGAUGAUAUAUUUGGAGGUCAUGAUGAUGUAGUCAUGCCAACACCCAUUAAAGUUACCUCCCCUGUAAAUAAUAUUAAUAGUCCAAAAACAAAUUCAAGUUUUGUUUCAAAUUCGCCUCCAUCUACCUCUUAUAUGGAUGACGACGAUCCAUUUGGCGAUGGUGGAUUUACAAGUACAACCACAACAACAACCAACAACAAUAACAACUCUAAAAAUCAAAAUCAUGAUGUUAUCGAUAUUGAUGAAUUUGAUUUUGAUUUGGAUGAUGACUAUUCCAACAACAAUAACAACAAUAAUAAUAAUAUGCCAUACAACUUGGAUGAUGAAGAUUAUAAUUAUGGUGAUGUUGGUGUAGAUAUUCGAUCAUCUUCUUCAACACCAUCUUCAAGGUUUAAUGGUUACAAGGGUGAUAAUUCACCGGCGGUACUAAUACCGGUUCCAAUACAAGAAACUGACAACUCCAAAUUCUCCGCAAAGUUUCCAUGGACCGACGAAGCUCGUCGAAUCAAUUCAGAACUUUUUGGUAAUGCAUCAUUUAGACAUAAUCAAUUGGAGAUUAUCAAUGCUGCAAUGGAUGGAAAUGAUGUAUUUGUUUUAAUGCCAACUGGUGGUGGUAAAAGUCUUUGUUAUCAAAUUCCAGCAUAUAUGAACCAAGGAUUAACAGUUAUUAUAUCACCAUUGAUUUCACUUAUUCAAGAUCAAGUAACCUUUUUAAAAGGUAUGGGUUAUAUGGCUAGAUCUCUAACAAGUGCAACAGAUGCAGAUGAAAAAAGAGAGAUCUAUGCAGACAUCAAAUCUACAGAUCCACAAACCAAACUUUUAUAUCUUACACCCGAAAGAAUUGUUCAAGAUCAAGGAAUGAUGGGUAUUUUCUCAAAUUUGUAUUCUAGACAAAUGUUUGCAAGAGUGAUUAUUGAUGAGGCACAUUGUGUAUCUCAAUGGGGUCAUGAUUUCAGACCAGACUACAAGGAGCUAUCUGUACUCAAAUCCAACUUCCCACGUCUACCUAUUCUCGCUCUUACAGCAACUGCAACCGAGCGUGUAAAGGCUGAUGUCAUUGCUAACCUUGGUAUGAGAAGCUCUGUAUGUUUUAAACAAAGUUUCAAUAGACCAAAUCUUACAUUUGCAGUGAUGAAGAAAACAAAAGAAGUCAUUGAAAGUAUUGCUAGUUUUAUCAAGAAAACUUAUCCGAAAAGCUCUGGUAUUGUUUAUUGUCUAAGAUUAUCAAGUGAUUUUUAUCAUGGAUCAAUGGAUGCUGGUGAUAGACAAAGAGUUCAAGAAAGAUGGACAAGAGAUCGUGUUAAAAUUAUUUGUAGUACCAUUGCCUUUGGUAUGGGUAUCAACAAACCUGAUGUUAGAUUUGUUAUCCAUCAUUCUCUUCCAAAAACACUUGAAGGUUACUAUCAGGAAAGUGGUCGUGCCGGUAGAGAUGGAAAACCUUCUCAUUGUUUACUGUACUAUGCCUACAAGGAUAAAUUUAGAUAUGAACUUUUGAUGCAAGAAAGUAAUACUCCAAAAGAAAACAAAGAAAAUCUUGGUAGAGUUGUUGCUUAUUGUGAAAAUAGUAUAGAUUGUAGAAGAAAAUUACAAUUAUCUUAUUUGGGAGAAGAUUUUAAUCCAAAGAAUUGUUUAAAAACAUGUGAUAAUUGUAUGAGUAGCUCUGCAGUCAGUUUGACCAACGUUACAGAUGAUGCCAUUAAUUUGGCAAAGAUUGUUAUGGCUGUCAAACAAGAAAGUCUUACAAUGGUUUUGGAUAUUUUCAAGGGAUCUAGAAGAAAAGAGCUAUUGACCAAGAACUACCAGGAUAUUGAAGGUCAUGGUUCUGGUAAGAAAAUCGAUAAAGAAACUGCUGAUAGACUUUUACGUGAAUUGAUUGUCAGAGGUGUUCUAAGAGAGAUUGUGACUAGAAAUCCAAAGUAUGGUUCAUCAAUUGUUCAUUAUGCUGUUGGUGCAAAAGUAAAUGAAUUAUUAAGAGGUUCAAUGACUAUAAACUUACAGUUUAGAGCAGAAAGAUCAAUUGACUUUGAGACUACUGCAAAGAAACAACAAGCCAAUGCUGACAGCAAGUUUAGAAACUUCCUCCUCUCGGUUAGACAACACAUUGUCGAUCAAACGUCUGAUUUCCCAUACCAUAUUUUGUCAGAAGAUGGUCUUGAACAGUUGGUUACUGUCAAACCAUCGACUUUGGAGCAACUCAAACAAGUAAAUUUCUUUACACAAAGAAGAAUUGAAAGAUUGGGUAAAGCUUUUAUUAGUGCCAUUCAAGAUUACAAUCAAGGAAUUAUCAAAUCAACCGAGGAGAUGACCUAUUUCCCAAAACCUGUUGUUUUGGAUCUUACUUCAAAUACCGCUAUCAAACCAACUCCUGCUAGCAGUAGUUCUACUUCUACUACUUCUACUACCUCUACUACUGCUACUACUGGAGUCAAAUCAUCUUAUUAUUCCAAUUCUCAAGUAAAUAGUUCAUUUAAAAUAGUCAAUGUUAACAAUGUCGAUGCUGAUAGUGCCUCUGAAGAUGAUUUCUAUUCCCAAGAUGAUUCAAGCAAGUAUUCAACAGGCAAAAGAAAGUCAACGGAACCAGUUGUCACACCAAUAACAACUCCAUCAAAACCAAAGACUGUUUCGCUUAGUAUGAAAAAACAAAAACAAUAA